UGAUUCUACUGUGCUUUAACAUCAUGUUGGACCAUCAUGGGAGGGCACACACCUCACACACAGGGGGGGAAGUCCCAGGUCAGGCAGAGAGCUGGUACCCAAAUGAGCUUCCAUUGCUGAAACACAGGUCCAUCUCACUCUCGUCUUCAAACCGAGGAGUCCCCCACCGCUUCUUCAUCUCGCCAGUGGGAGGGUGAUCAGGCCUGAUGGCUGGAAGCUGCAGUGGGGGUCAGUACUGGGAUGGUUUGCUCAAAGGAUGUAUUGGUUGUCAAACACAAUGCAACCAACCACAUGUCAUCCCCAAAUGCACCAGUUACUGUGAGUCUGCACAUUGUAAAGCACUGCUUGGCCACUACUACGAUAGGCUGCUGAAGAUAUGUGUGAGGUGCGCUAAGAUUUGUGGCAGUCACCCACCAGAAUGCUCCCAGCACUGCCAGAAGGUAUCCCUCCCAUCUACCCCCCGAGCUCCGACACCUCCUGUGACUACCAAAAAGCUCCUGGUUGAAGUUACCUCGCCCGUGCCAAAUUCCAGAGGGAUCUCAGGGCUGACAGCCCUGGAAGACUCCACCAUCCUGCUGUACUCCCUGCUGGCCGUGUGCAUGCUGCUGCUGUUCUCUAGCUUGUCUCUAGCAUUGGCAGUCUUACUGAGGAGAGCAAGGGCCAAAACCUCCAAACCGGGAACCAAGGAGGCUAACCACAACCUGGAGAGCGUGGCCCAGCAGGGCCAGGAGGUUGGUCGGCCGGGGCAGAGUUCCAAAGAUUUUGUAACAAAUUCAAACCGCACCAGAGACCGGGAGCAAUCCUAUGACUCCAUUCCUACCGAGACCUGCGUAUGUGUCCACUGUUUCCCUGAUCUGAAAGCACUGGGCCAGGGCAACAACAGGCCGCUGAGAGCCCCCUUCUCAUUCUACCAGCAGCCGUUCCUCCAUAGAGGGCCUGUCCGGGCUGAGGAGAACCUACACAUCUCUGGACUGGAGGUGCUGGAGGAGGCGGCAGUUGGAUGAGGCUCAUUUAGCUGUCCCACGGGGACAACUGGAAUGUCCAAAUGUGUCCCCAGGUCAUAGGAGAAGAUUGUCAGUGUAUUCGAUUGUUUAAUCAGACUGUGGGAUAACAUCACCGCAGUGUGAUAGAUUGUGAAACUGAAAAAAAAAUAGGGUGUUAAAAGGGUUGCACGCUCAUCUAAGACCCCCAUCAACCUCACCUGACACAGAUUGCCAACCAUCAUCUUGGCAUGUCCGCUCACAUUUCCAUAAGACAUCAUUUCAGUAACCUAUAGUUACAGGAAGACACGACUUGCAUGUCUUAAAGUUCAUGACUCCUGCUCUCCAGAUUACUUUUCAACCAAAACAAGUGAACCACACCGCCCAUAACAUUACUUUGGGUAGUCUAGUGCAGGUAUCAGCGGAGGAGAACUUAUAAUCUGCCAACUACAGUAACAUUUCAUUGUCGACUAAUCUGUCGAUUAUUAUUAUUUUCUGGAUUAGUUGUUUGGUCUAUAAAAUGUCAGAAAAUGGUUUUAAUAAAGUCAAUCAGUGGUUUCCAAUGCCUAAGUAACACACAACUCCAAAAAUAUUCCAUUUACUGUCACAGAGGAGAAAAUAUUCACAUUUAACAAUCUGGAAUCUGAUAAUUUGGGCCUUUUUCACAUAAAAAGAGACUCAAACCGAUUAUCAAACAGAUACCUUAUUGAUUCAUCUUUGCAGCUGUAGUUUUCCUGACAAUAAUCAGUCAAGUGUGUUUUUUUUUUUUUUUUUAUACAACCACUGGGAGAAAUGUUGAAGUCCUACUGAUUCCUCGGUUAGGGCUUCAAGUAUAGAAAUGUACAUGUGCAAGUACUGGCACAACAUGCGUAGAGUGUGUGUAUGUCAAUUUUGUGCGAUACUGUGAAGUAUAUAUUUGUGGGGUGACUGUUUGUAUUACGAUUGAGAAUCUUCUUGUACUUACU
Molecule: messenger RNA, 1945 nt
Organism: Perca flavescens (yellow perch)
Lineage: Eukaryota; Metazoa; Chordata; Actinopteri; Perciformes; Percidae
Gene: tnfrsf13b
Product: TNF receptor superfamily member 13B
Exons: 6
Coding region: 207-1004 (265 amino acids)
Biological process (GO): hematopoietic progenitor cell differentiation; B cell homeostasis; negative regulation of B cell proliferation
Cellular component (GO): plasma membrane
Molecular function (GO): protein binding
Source: RefSeq, a predicted model, not a curated record